Molecule: messenger RNA, 4356 nt
Organism: Carcharodon carcharias (great white shark)
Lineage: Eukaryota; Metazoa; Chordata; Chondrichthyes; Lamniformes; Lamnidae
Product: E3 ubiquitin-protein ligase pellino homolog 2
Exons: 8
Coding region: 685-1947 (420 amino acids)
Biological process (GO): regulation of Toll signaling pathway; protein polyubiquitination
Molecular function (GO): ubiquitin protein ligase activity; protein binding
Source: RefSeq, a predicted model, not a curated record
CUGCGGUUGACCUGUGUCAAUAGCCCACCAGCAGCAGUGUGUGUUCGUGAAGUGGACGACCACAGUGCAAAAUGCUUCAGCUCGUGAUCAGAAAAUGAAGCUCUUCUGAGUUUCAGUCUCAGUGCCAGGUCCGACCUAUUCAAACACGGGCUGACCAAUCAGAACUGCACAUGCAGCUUGACUCGCUUGUGUUGAGUUGAGGAGGCUCUUUGCCCGGCAGGAUUUCCUGCUUUGUUAGUGACAUGUUGGUUUCAAGGCAACUCGCCUGAGCUGCGCCCGUUCUCUGAUCGUCGUUCGCCAGAAGCUGUAAACUUUCACCACGCCGACACCAGCGGGUUCCUCCAGCCGAAAAGUUGCCCACGUCCUUUCGCAGCUGAACUCAGUGCAGCAGAACUUUGCCCCCCAGCCCGACAGGCCUUCAGGGAUCUGAAGCAGAUGAUAUAUGCAUUACGGAAAUCUGGCUCACUCCAGAACCUGGAAAACAUUCGAGCGGCUGGCAGCGAGCGAGGAACGGGUUCUGUGGAUCGGAACCUGGAGAAGACGGAGGAGGGCAACAUACAAACACCCCUCCACCAGCAAGGAGAUGCAAAUAAAUUAAGACGGUGAAACUCAUGGUGUGCUUGUGGAUACAGUCAAUUAGUACUGAGCGGUGAACGUCGGCAAGACGGAAACCGAGCGCCACUCAUGUUUUCACCAAGUCAAGAAGAUCACAGUGCGCCCACCAAGGAUCCCGUGAAGUACGGAGAACUCAUCGUCCUGGGGUACAACGGUUCCCUUCCAAAUGGUGACAGAGGACGCAGGAAAAGCAGAUUUGCCCUUUACAAACGACCCAAACCUAAUGGAGUCAAGCCCAGUACAGUGCAUGUUAUUUCCACUCCGCAGGCUUCCAAGGCAGUCAAUUGUAAAGGGCAACAUAGCAUCUCAUAUACACUAUCCAGAAACCAGACUGUGGUGGUAGAGUAUACUUAUGACAAGGACACAGACAUGUUUCAGAUUGGAAGGUCUACAGAGAAUCCCAUUGAUUUUGUGGUGACGGACACAGUUUCUGGCAGCCAGAGUAAUGAUGAGAUGCAAAUCACUCAAAGUACCAUCUCCAGAUUUGCAUGUAGGAUAGUUUGUGACAGAAAUGUACCAUACACAGCACGGAUUUACGCUGCAGGAUUUGAUUCAUCAAAAAACAUAUUUCUUGGGGAGAAAGCUGCUAAGUGGAAAAAUCCUGAUGGCCACAUGGAUGGGUUAACAACUAAUGGAGUGUUAGUAAUGCAUCCCAGGGGAGGGUUUACAGAGGAAUCUAAGCCUGGGGUAUGGCGGGAAAUUUCUGUUUGUGGAGAUGUAUACACUCUAAGGGAAACAAGAUCAGCACAGCAAAGAGGAAAACUGGUGGACUGUGAAACGAAUGUUCUUCAGGACGGCUCACUUGUUGAUCUUUGUGGGGCAACACUUCUGUGGAGAACGGCAGAUGGCUUGUUCCAUACUCCAACGCAAAAACACAUUGAGGCGCUUCGACAGGAGAUAAAUGCUGCUAGACCUCAGUGUCCAGUUGGGCUUAACACCUUAGCAUUUCCCAGCAUCAAUCGCAAGGACAUUGUGGAAGAGAAACAGCCGUGGGCUUACCUCAGCUGUGGUCAUGUCCAUGGUUACCACAAUUGGGGACAUCGUAGUGACACGGAAGCCAAUGAGCGAGAAUGUCCUAUGUGCAGAACUGUUGGCCCAUAUGUGCCUCUUUGGCUAGGUUGUGAGGCAGGAUUUUAUGUGGAUGCAGGUCCUUCUACACAUACAUUUAGCCCAUGUGGACAUGUGUGCUCUGAGAAAACAGCAAAAUACUGGUCACAAAUUCCAUUACCACAUGGUACUCAUGCAUUCCAUGCAGCGUGUCCUUUUUGUGCUAUACAACUUAAUGGAGAGCAAGGCAUCAUUAAACUAAUUUUCCAGGGACCAAUUGACUGAUGAAGACUUGAAGGAGGGCAAAAAAGAAUAAAAAACUUUUUUGGGAAAUACUGUGAAAAUAAUCUGCCACUGUAGCUGGAUGCCCACUGUUGCUGAAUGAUUGACAUCAUUUUUGGAAGAAUUGGGAGGGUGAGCAGGUUGGUGUGGGACACAGUUACUUGUGUGUGGAUGAUAAUGAUUAAUGUUUUACGGGUUCAGCAUUUGGAGGAGCCAUUCGUAAAAGCUACAACUAAAAAAAAAGUUAUCCUAUUGUUCUAACCUAUUUUGCUACAGUGUGCCCUUUGUAUAGUUUUAUAAUUUAUAUGAUUUUAAUAUAUUGUGUAUACACUUGAUUGGCCUGUCCAGAUAAAGCUGUAAAUCGUUUUAUGGCUAUUGCAUAACCUUAGCAUUACUACUAUUUAGACUUGCUCUCUUUUAGUAAGAGUGUAUGGCAGUGAUCUGCUCAUUCACUGUAAUUUGGUUUCAUUUCUCAGGUGUGCAGAUAAAUGAUUAGCCAAGUUCUGCACCAGAGAUCAGUGAGAAGGCGGAUGUUUUUCAAAAUACUGAAGUAUUCUUUAAAAGCUUUACUAACCCUUUGCAAAGGUGUUUCUGAAAUUCAAUGCAAUAUUGUAUUUUGAAAUUAUUCUAAUUUUUGAAUAAUGAAACGAGCUGUGAUGCUCUACCCCCCCCAUACAAAGAAAAAAUGUUACAAUUUAACUGAAACUGAAUUAAGAAUAUUGGUUUUAGUGUUGUAUAACAAUUAUUUUUCCAUUUGAGUUGCAUCUUCAGCAUGCUGUCAAAUUCUAUUUAAAGUACCAAUACUUGCUGCAGGAUUCCAGUCUGUUAGUUCUAAGUUUGAGUACUGCUCAGUUCUGCUGCAUAGUGUAUUAUCUAAAUUGCUCACCUUCUGUUUCAAGUCCAUUAAAAUAUAAUGUAGUACGAAUAUUUACACAAAUCCCUGUAACAAUUCAGAUGCAGCUUUUAUUGAACACCAUUGUAUAAACAAGCAGUAUGAAUAUCAGCAGUAACAGAGCUGUGGACACACCUGGCAAAUUGUGGUGGACUGGAAUGUUUGAUCAAAGUUUAAAAGACCAUCUAUAAUUUAAAAUAGUUUAGCAGCUGAUCUAUUUACAAUGCAAAUGUAACAUCUUUAGAUCACUCAUUUUUUGAAAUGUUUCCUAAUAGUUUUCCUGGGUUAUUUUGUAAUUUUUUUUUGAGGGUGUGUGGGUUAGUAUGUAUGGAAGUUCAGGUGCAACUUGCUUUUAAUUAUUUCUCCUUUAAAUUUGGAUGAAAAUAAUCAUGGUAAACAACUAAAAUUAUUGAUUCGGGAUUCAAAAUAUCUGCAUUACUCGAUCUCUCACCAUUUACUUUGACAUAGCUUUUGGGGAAUCCCUAAAAACGUAUUGUCAUCGCAAAACUGUUGCCUAAAAAAUAACUUUUUUAAAAGCAGCUGAGUCUCAAAACAGAAUGUACACCUAUUUUAACUUAUAAAACUGUUUUGAUCGUAUGAUGCUUGCAGCUAUUUUAUUGAAGUCUAGAUACAGAUUUGCAUACCUGGCUUGUUACCUAUGAUUGUACUGUUUUAUUUGCUUAUUGUGUACAGAAUAAUUUUAAGGCUUAACUGUUAAACCAUGUGCUUCGUAUCAUGGCAUUAUCCAUAUUUUUAUUGCAUUUUCUUGAUUUUAAUGUGGAUUAAAAGUCAAGUGACAAGAUUUUACCCUUUAUAUUCAUGUAUUUUAAUCUUCUAUUACGACUGGUACCUUUCACUUUAAGUGAAAAUAUUUUCUUGAAUUCAAUUAAGAUUAAUAUAUUUACUCUCCGUUAUGUUUUAUAACACUGUAUAUAAUUUAGCUGUUAUCCUUGUUAAAAGGAAAUACACAAGAUAAUAAAAGGCUUUACCUAUAUUUAUUUCCAAUAUGCAUAUAGAAAGAUUAACUCCACUAUUACUAAUGAAGUAUUAUAAUGAAGUGUUGAGCACUCAACAGUACCAUGACAAAUCUUGCUGGCAAAACUACAGCAAAUGAAGUAUCGCACAAUAAUUAAGCUUCUUACAAAAUGGGGGAAAAUGCCCUAGUUAAUUUUUCAUCAAUAUUAUGCAUAAAUGUCAACCUUGUCACAUGACUUGCAGCUAACUCCAUUUAUUGUAACCUCUGCUAAUUUAAAAAUUGCAAUUAAUGUCAGUGAAAAGAUGGCCUUUUUGAUUAUUUUCAUCAGUUGUCACACUAGUGUUAAUUUCUAUACAUACAGAAUGAAAGGCUUUCUGAUUAAAUUUUCAGGAUAUUGCCUGUGUGCACGCAUUCAGAUUUCUCUAGUUCAAAAUUUAGUAGCUUUACUUAAGUUUGGUUUGGAAAGAAUUUUGUUGGUGCCUAAGAUGCAAACUGAUUUCUUGUGAUGUCUUAUUACAUGCUAAUAAAGGCUUUUCCAGAAAUA